AUGGCCUCGCACUUGGAGAAGCUGAUUCUCAUCCCGGCCACUUCAUACUCUGCUGCAAACUGCCCCAGUGCAAGUUGGUUGCUUUUAAUUUCUUGCAAUUGUGACUUCUUUCCAGAUGAACAGCAAACACUGAUCACAAAUGAAAGUGGAGCAACCUACUGCAGUGUUGUGCCUCCUGGGAUCCAUGUGUAUCCAUUCUCCUUUCAGUUCCCUCUUCAGGAUAUUCCCUCCUCCUUUAAAGGUGAGGUCGGUAAAAUCAUUUACCAGCUGGAAGCAGUUUUGAGCAGAUCAAUGAGGAUGGACAGCAAGGAAUCGGUCCUGCUCAACUUUUUGGCAAGAGAUGACCUGAACCCAGUCGCUGAUCUAAAGGUACCCCAACAUGAGUCUAAGGAUAAGAAAAUGGGUCUUUUUAACUCUGGAAGUGUCGCAAUGGAUGUAAACCUUGAGAAGUCAGGCUUUUACCAAGGAGAAGGGUUAAAGGUUUUGGCUUUCAUUAAGAAUGAUUCAUCUCGUGAGAUCAAGCCCAAGUAUUGCAUAUACAAGAAGCACAGCUUUUUUGCCCAUGGGAGAAGAAAGGUCCACGCUAAGGAUCUCAUUAAGGAGGUUGGAGCUACAAUCCCCCCAUCGGCCUCCGAAAAAGUCACACAGGUUAUUCCCAUACCUCAAGAUAUGGAGCCCUCCAUACUCAACUGUAACAUCAUCAAAGUAGAGCACAGACUCAGGGUAAGCAGCGAGAUGUGA
This is a messenger RNA of Cyprinodon tularosa, 741 nucleotides long. Its product is annotated as arrestin domain-containing protein 4-like. Gene Ontology annotation, cellular component: cytoplasm; plasma membrane. The record is from RefSeq and is a predicted model, not a curated record. The transcript has 6 exons. NCBI's taxonomy places the organism in Eukaryota, Metazoa, Chordata, Actinopteri, Cyprinodontiformes, Cyprinodontidae. The coding region runs from base 1 to 741 and encodes 246 amino acids. Gene Ontology annotation, biological process: protein transport.